UUCCAUUUCAGUGUCUUUCUCUUUCUCUCUCUCUCUCUCUUGUGCGAUCAUUGUCAGCAGCUCUGAGCACGGGUCUUCGUUGUUUUUUUUAGUCUUCUUUGGUGCUUACAGACGAUUUAGAUCAAAACCCAGAAAGGAAAAGGGGAAGAAGAACAAGCUAUGGAAGGAGACAGAAGAGUUGGGGUGGCUGUGGAUUUCUCUGAGUGUAGCCGAGAAGCCCUGAAAUGGACUAUCAAUAACGUUAUCCGAGAUGGGGAUCACCUUAUUCUGAUCAGUGUUCGUCCAGAGGGUAAUUAUGAAGAUGGAGAGAUGCAGCUUUGGGCAACCACUGGUUCACCUUUAAUUCCUUUGAGUGAGUUCUGUGAUGCUCACACCAUGAAAAAGUAUGGAGUAACUCCUGACCCUGCAACACUUGACAUUGUUAGCACCAUUGCUAGGCAGAAAGAGGUUGUGGUGUUAAUGAAGAUCUAUUGGGGUGAUGCCCGUGAGAAGAUUUGUGAAGCUAUUGAUAAUAUCCCUUUGAGCUGCCUUGUUAUUGGUAACAGAGGCCUUGGCAAACUCAAAAGGGUUGUCCUUGGGAGUGUUAGUAACUAUGUGGUGAACAAUGGCUCAUGCCCAGUUACUGUGGUCAAGCAUGGACACCAUUAAAACUCAUUAUGCUUCAGACUUAUAAAACCAUGCUAGUGGUAAUGCCUUUGAAUAAAAUUUCUUUAUCAUUUUAGUGUGGUAAAGCUGUGUUAAUACUUUUUGAAAAAAGUAUUUGUAAAUGAGAGUCUGUUGAUGCUUUGUUUCUAUGUUAUGAUGUGGAUUGGAGGUACUUGAAGAAUAAAUGAUUGUAUUGGGUUUUUAGAAACUGAAUGUGGGGAAAUGAAGUAUAUUCGUUUCUUUUUUCUUUUUGAAUCUAAUUAAGUAUUAAAUGGUGUUAGAAGCCAUUAAUGA
This is a messenger RNA of Cannabis sativa, 939 nucleotides long. Its product is annotated as universal stress protein PHOS32. The transcript is spliced from 4 exons. The coding region runs from base 160 to 648 and encodes 162 amino acids. The record is from RefSeq and is a predicted model, not a curated record. Lineage: Eukaryota; Viridiplantae; Streptophyta; Magnoliopsida; Rosales; Cannabaceae.